Aspergillus steynii IBT 23096 is the source of this 2005-nucleotide messenger RNA. Its product is annotated as transferase family protein. The transcript has 2 exons. Gene Ontology annotation, molecular function: acyltransferase activity, transferring groups other than amino-acyl groups. Lineage: Eukaryota; Fungi; Ascomycota; Eurotiomycetes; Eurotiales; Aspergillaceae. Bases 1 to 1677 code for a protein of 558 amino acids. The record is from RefSeq and is a predicted model, not a curated record.
AUGGCAUUGUUCCGGACGACGAUCACCCAGUCGGAAAGGCUGCUGCCGCAAAGGAAGCUCGCCACCGAGCGACUCACGCCUCUGUCUUUGCUGGAUGCAACGUCGGUGGACUUCCUGGAUGCCUGCGCCGUCUGGCUCUUCGACUACCCCGGGCAAAGUCAGUCCGAUCAAUUCAACCUCUCCGAACAUUUGCGCCAGUCGCUGCGAAUCACGCUAGACGCAUAUCCGCAAUGGGCUGGCCUCUUGAGGAUUGUCAACACCGUCACCAGCACGGCAUCAUCGGAAGACGAGCAACUGCCGCCACAUGCUCGACGAUUUGGCCGAGUGCAUGUGUCGUAUGGGACGCCUCGGGAUCCCGGCAUUGACUUUGUCGUCGCAAGCAGCGACGCUACUCUGGAAACGCUCUGCCCCGCCUCUCGAACCACCUCUCAGCCUUUGUGGGAUCGCUCGAAGGCUCCCCUCGCAGAGUUCGUCUCUCAAACGCCGCUCCAGAAAUUACAGAAGCCUAUCGUUGCCGAUGAGGCCGGUGUUCUGCCGCCGGCGAUGGCCGUCCAGCUGACCACGCUGGCAUGCGGCGGGUUUGUUCUUUCUGUCAAGAGCGCGCAUCCGCUGGCCGAUGCGCACUCCUUGAUGCAUUUCGUUAAGGAUCUGGCGAGUGUCAGCCGGUCCCUGUUUUCGGGUUCGGAACUGCCCUCGUUGCAGCCGCACUUUCAACCCGACAUGCUGGACUCUUCGGCAGCCGGGGAUAUCAACGCCCCGACUGCCGAUCAGGCCAUCAUCCAACAGGCGCAUAGCUUGCCAUUUCACCGAUACGACUGGUGGACACAAACGCCCAACUGCGACCAACGUCCACGCAUCCCGGAGGCAUUUCAGAACGAGGAUUUGACUCCUGCGGGCAAGCCGAUCCCAUGGUUCGAAUGGAACCUCCAAGAGCCCGCCUCGGUCUACGAAGUGCAUCUGACCUCCGACCAAGUGGAGGUUCUUUGGCAGGAAGCCAAUGCAGAAACACCUGACACCUCCGCAACAUCAGCCGGGAGAAUCAGCCGGCACGACGCGGUCCUGGCGCAUAUCUGGUCCUGCGUCAAUCGCGCCCGGCAGUUGGACCAAGAUCCCGGGCCAGUCCACUGCGAUCUCACGUAUGGGCAGCGGCCCGUUCUCCAACUCGGCGAACAUUUCAUAGGAUCCCCCACCGGCAUGAUGAACAUCGAGAUGACGGGACACGAGGCGACGGCCAGUACGAGCGAACCAGGCUCGCUGCGGCGCAUCGCCCAGCGCAUUCGCGAAACCAUCGGUCAGGUGAGCCGCCCCGACGCGGUGGCGGCGCACCUGCACAGCCUGGCAUAUGAGAAAUCCCCACAGCGCAUCUGGCAAGGAUUCCUGGGCCGACGCCAUUUCAUGGUCACGCCCUGGGCGCGCGCCGGACUCUACGAGAUUGAUCUUGGCCUGGGAGGCGGAGUCCGCUACGCCGACGGGAUACUUUCCGCCAUGGACGGGCUCGCUCUGAUCAAAGAGGCGCCUCCCUCUGCGCGCGGGGCGUCAUCCAAGAGUCGGUCUUGGACUGCGAGUGGAGUGGAUGUGGUCAUUGGCCUACGCACCGAGGAUAUGGAUAGGUUUCUUGGAGAUCCACAGCUGUUGCCAGAGCAAACCCCGAACGAAGCCCCCCGGUCAAGCUUGUGAUGACCCAAACACAGUCCCAGCCACACCGGGCGUCGACCGAAGCAAAUCCAGACCCAAAGCCAAAGGCUAUCCAAACCCCGAUCCGAUCCCCGAAUAUACUUGCCGACGGUGCCUUGGCUUAACUAUACUGAUCGAGAGUCUGAGCUUGCCCGCGCCUGACUGACUGACUGGGUGCCAUCCGGACAAGCGCUCCGUGCCGGUUGUCCUGCCUGUCGAGGGUGUCGUGACUUCGUUGUUUGAGGUGGUAAGCUUAUUUUCGUCGCUGGUUUGAUGGGGUGGGUUCCUUGGGUUUAGUAUUCUAGUUGUAUAGAUCGGGAUUUGGGUGUGG